This is a messenger RNA of Linum tenue, 1548 nucleotides long. The record is from the annotation of a GenBank genome assembly. Lineage: Eukaryota; Viridiplantae; Streptophyta; Magnoliopsida; Malpighiales; Linaceae.
AUGCUUCCACUAACCAAUUCUCCGCCGCCUGAGUCCACCGCCAAGAUUAAAAAGCCGAAAAUCGCCCCCGGCGAUUUCAUCCGGAGGAAGAAUUCCUUCAGCUCUCUCACCUCGCUCCUCUCCCAUGCCUACUUAUCCCAGCCCCGUUCCUGGAUUCUCCUCUUGCUCUUAUUCAUCCAGAUUCUCCUCCUCCUCACUCUCCGAUCCGUCCCCUUCCAUUUCCACGGCUUCCACCGCCGCCUCCCUGCUUCUCCCAAUCCCGCAGCCGCCGUCUCCGAGCCAGUCGUCAUUACAACAUCAAGGUCCGACUCUGCCGCCGCCGCCGUGGUGGCGGUCGACGAGAACCGCUGCGGGAACGGGUACGUCUACGUUUACGAUCUCCCGAGCAGCUUGAACACCGAAUUGAUCGAGAAUUGCGAGAAAUUGAACCCGUGGAGCUCGAGGUGCGACGCGCUGGCGAACGACGGGUUCGGGCAGCAGGCGGCGGGAGUGUCUGGAGUUGUACCGGAGGAUUUGGUCCCGGCGUGGUUCUGGACCGAUCAAUUCGUGUCGGAGAUUGUUUUUCACAACAGGAUGAUGAAGCACAAGUGCCGGACCACCGAGCCGAGCAAUGCGACGGCGUUUUACAUCCCGUUCUAUGCCGGACUUGCAGUGGGGAGGUUCCUGUGGCAGAAUUUCAGCGCCAAGGACAGGGAUCGGCACUGCGAGGCGAUGCUGAGCUGGGUACAAUCCCAGCCGCAGUUUCAGAGAUCCAACGGCUGGGAUCACUUCAUCACAAUGGGGCGGAUCACGUGGGACUUCCGCCGCUCCAGCGACCAAGACUGGGGGUCGAGCUGCAUCUACCUGCCGGGGAUGAGGAACAUCACGCGCCUCCUCAUCGAGCGGAACCCCUGGGACUACUUCGACGUCGGCGUCCCGUACCCGACGGGAUUCCACCCGAGGUCCGACGCCGACGUCAUCCGGUGGCAGCAGUUCGUCCGGGAGCGGAACCGCCCCACGCGCUUCUCCUUCGCCGGCGCCACGCGCCGCUCGUUCAAGAACGACUUCCGCGGCAUCCUCCUCCGCCACUGCCGCGACGAGCCGGACGCGUGCCGGGUCGUGGACUGCGCGGGCUCCCGCUGCGGCAACGGGACCUCGGCGAUCCUCGAAACGUUUCUGGACUCUGAAUUCUGCCUCCAGCCGCGCGGGGACAGCUUCACGCGCCGGUCCAUCUUCGACUGCAUGAUCGCCGGCGCAAUCCCGGUCGUGUUCUGGCGGCGGACGGCGUACUACCAGUACGAGUGGUUCCUCCCCGGCGACCCGAAGAGCUACUCUGUUUUCAUCCACCGCGACGACGUCAAGAACGGGACCUCGAUCAGGAAGGUUCUCGACGGUUACAGCAGGGAGGAGGUGAGGAAGAUGCGAGAGAAGGUGAUCGAGUACAUCCCGAAGCUCGUGUACGCGAGGAACAGCGAUGGGUUGGAGACGAUUAAGGACGCCUUCGACGUCGCCAUUGAUGGGGUGUUGAGGAGGUUUGAGGAGCAGAGGGAGUGGGGGUACAAGUGGUAA